AUGCUGAAAAUAUCAAGGCAGCACGGUAAGGAAAUGGAGAAUGUUGUGAAAAAACUCACCUUGACACUUCCGGGAACUUUCAAUGGUGUCGCUAGAUUCAAAACGAACGUCGAUGACAACGAUAUAAAACAAAACACGUACAGAAUGACCGAUAGACUUUCGCUUGAACAAUUAGUUCAUCUGUCCUUGGGUGAUCCCGAGACAGGCGCAGUGAAUUUUAACGUACUAAAAGCUCUUCUUUUACAAAUGCUUCGUGCAAUGAAUUUAUAUAAUUAUAAGCCGAUCAUGUCCGAUGAUGAUCAACAAACGCUCGAAGACGCACUUUCAACAUCGACAAAUCAACGCGAUGAACUUUCAAUUAGCAUCAAUCAAAACGAGAUGAAGAAAAAGUUACAAAUAAACAAACGUGAUCGAAGUUCCGAUCGUCUCAAUACCUUAGAAGAGAAAGUCUUUCGGUUUGAAUCUCAAUUGAACGCGCUGGAUCAAAUACCAUCCAAUACCGAAUUAAUCGACCGAGCGAAGCAAAUACCAAAGAAAGCUACGGACGAAUCUGAUCAGACAACAGAUCGUCAAGGUCCAAUAUUAGAAGUCUGGCAAUAUACACAAAUGGAAAAACGAAUUGAAUCAGCUGAAAAUGGAAUAACACGACUUGCUUCAUUACUUCAAGAUCUGUUAUCUGAUAUGAAUGAUUUGAAAGAAUCACAUGAAACAUUGCGUCGAGCAGCAGAUGAACUUAAAACAACAAUCGGAUCGAUCGAUAAAGAUAAACAUGAAUGGGCAAACAAAUCUGAUCUUGCAAAUCUGGAUGAAAAAAUUCGGAAUUUAGAGAAUUUAAUUUCCUCACUACGAGAUCGCUUCAAUGAUUUACCAAAAGAAACUGAUACUCUAAAUGGGCAUGCAGCACUCGAUUUGAGUCAAUUUGUUACCUGGACUCAAUUCGAUGGUGCACUCAAUGACAUUCGGCAAUCAAUGGAAAAACUUUCCGUACGAGAUAAUAGUCGAUCAUCUCCCGCGCACAGUCAAACAAUAAUACGAGAAAAGGAAUUAUCGGCAGAUGGAUUAGCCGAUGUUUUUGAACAACUCCGAUCAUUGAAUGAUCGAUAUGAACAAUUGAAAGAAUUAACCGAUGCACUUGAAGAAAAAAAGCUCAAUCGAGAAGCAUUUGAUGAUUAUAAAACAAAACAUAAUGAUUUUCUCGAUCGUCUUGCUGCAUUCGAACGAGAUCUAGAUGGUAUUCGAACGCAUGAAACAACCCUCAUGUCAAAUAUCAACAUAGUUCAGAAAAAGUGCGUCUUCCUUCCUUUAACGUCUGCACAAAAUCGCAUGAAUUGGAAAAGAUUAGGUGUUCAUUUACGUUAUGUAUUUUAUCAAAUACGAACAUUUAACGAACCCAAUAUACGUUCAUUGCUUCUUAAAAAAUUUCAACCAAUCAAAGAUUUAUUUGAACUAAUUAUUGAAAUAUUGUUUACAACUAAUUGGAUUGAUGAUAAUCAUAAGCGAUUAUCUAAUGUUGUCUCCGGUGGUGACAUCAAGAAAGACAAUACGACUGUACAGUCAAGAGCGGAUUCGUUCGGUGAUUUAUCCGAUUUUCGAACAGCUUUGCAGCGUUUACGUGAAGAUUUGGAUCGGCUCAAACAACAAAUUCAAGAUUUAAUUAAAAAAGGAAAUUUAUCAAACGACGAACUUGACACUUUGAAAAAAUUAAUUCAACAAUUAGAUCAAACAAAAGCUGAUAAGAUCAAUGUUAAUAAUGAACUUGAUAAGAAAGUAGACAAACGAGAUUUGGACACUCGAGUUUUGAAAAAAGAUUUCAAUGCUGCUUGUAAUGAUCUAUCGCAAAAUAUCAACGAUUGUUUGCAGAAAUUUCAUGUGCAUGAUGAUAUACAAAGGCAGGACAUACAAAAGAUCAAUCGUGAUAUAAAUGAAAAAUUAGAUCGUGCCGAACUUGAUGCACUACGGGAUUAUGUGGAUAAACAAAUGAAGAAAUUGAAGAAAUUAGCAAAAGAGCAGCAGCAGCAGACACAACAGCAACAUGUCCAUGUUAUGUCAGAAGAUGAGGCGGCUGGUUUACGAAAACAGCUUAUUCGUUUUCACUGCAUCAGCUGUGAUCGUCCGAUUGACGUUCAACCGCACCCACAGCAGCCGAGUCUACCCGUAAAUCAGGCUAUGCGUCCUAUCCAGUCACCCCGGCCGUAUACAACUUACGAACUCGAUCAAAUACGGCAAUUUCAAAAGAGUCAACAGUUUAGUAAUGAUUUCAGUAGCGGCAUACCGGAUGUUUACGCAGCAAUGCGACAAUGUGGCGGUUCGCACACAACCACUCUACCAUACAAACGUCAAAUUAAAACUCAACCAUCCGUUCCUGAAGAAACCUUACUUGCCAGAAAUGAAGUGGAUAUCAAAGGUCAAGAUGGUGUCAUCUACAAAGGUAGAAUUACUGUGGACAAACUGCCAGCCGUCGAUCUGCAUAAAAAGAAUUCGGUUGUUUUACUUGCGCCUCCACCGCCGCUGCUACGAUCUCGUUCCGAUCCUCAUCACCAAUCACAGCCACGUGAAUCACCCGGUAAUGAUCAAGAUCGAAAUAGUGUCUCGCCUACCAUUCCCAAUCUUGGAUCAAUUAUACCCCGAGAAGAAUCAUUCACAUAG
Adineta ricciae is the source of this 2646-nucleotide messenger RNA. Lineage: Eukaryota; Metazoa; Rotifera; Eurotatoria; Adinetida; Adinetidae. The record is from the annotation of a GenBank genome assembly.